AUGACGGCAAGGAGGAGGAAGAGAGGGAGCUUGAGCGGCGAAGAAGACGGCGCCAUCAUUCUCGCGAAGACCACCAUCGACCCCAUCGGCACGAUGGCUCGCCUCCACACCGCCCGAGCCGCCCGCCGCAGCAACAACUCCUUCCCCCUCAACAGGGUCCCGCGCGACCGUAUAGUGCACCCCCACCACAGAACAGACCCCAAAUAUUACCGGUAG
This is a messenger RNA of Cladophialophora yegresii CBS 114405, 216 nucleotides long. RefSeq lists its product as uncharacterized. NCBI's taxonomy places the organism in Eukaryota, Fungi, Ascomycota, Eurotiomycetes, Chaetothyriales, Herpotrichiellaceae. The coding region runs from base 1 to 216 and encodes 71 amino acids. The record is from RefSeq and is a predicted model, not a curated record. The transcript has a single exon.